AAUGAUGUCGCAUGGAUCAUCAUCGUCUGCAUUUCAAAAUGAUCAGUCAGUCUCCUCGUCUUCUCAACAACCUGCGGGGCUGUCUCGGUUUUUCUCGCAAUCCCAUAACCCUUCCCAAACCCUAGAAGAUGCUUUUUCUCGUCUUUGUGUUUCUGCCUCUCCUUUCAACUACUCACAUUCCGCCUCUCCUUUCAACUACCCACAUUCUGAUUUUGUUGCCGAAAGUCCUUAUGGUAUCAAUGGUUCUUCAAAGAUUCACCCUUACAACAGUUGGGCUGGUGGGAUUCCCACUUCUCAGACCGCCAAUCUUUGGCACCCCACAUUCACUUUUAAUAAUUAUUCUUGUCAUGCUGAUGGGUGUCUUGAUUCCAAACCAUUGACGAGACAAAUAGAAAAUCCCACAUUCAGUGGUGUUUAUCCUGUUGUACCAUUCUCCUCCAAUGGGAUGAAGUCGCAGAAGACCUCUGACAACGGUUUCUUGAAUGGUGGUAUUUUAGGUGGUAAUGGUUUCAAUAUUCUGGGGUUUAGUUUUGAUGAAAGGCGCCUCCAAUGGUUCAACAAUUUUCGGGGUUGCGUUUUGACGUUGGCUACGGAUCAACUUAUGUGUAGGACUUUGCAGGAGACUUUGAAAACAUUGACGAGAGAAGAGUUUGAUAUCAUUUUCUUGGAGCUUAUUAAUCACGUGACUGAUUUGAUGGUUGAUCCCUUUGGGAACUAUGUUGUUCAGAGGAUGAUGGAACUUUGCAGCGAAGAGCAACGGACUCAGAUAGUGUUGAGAGUGACUCAGUGUAAUUUUCAGUUGGUCAGAAUUUGCCUGAGUCCCCAUGGAACCCGGGCUGUCGAGAAAUUAUUGGAGUAUAUAACCUCCCAGGAGCAACGAAAUCGUAUUAUGUCAGCUCUUAGUCCCGGUGCUGCUGUAUUGGCAAAGGAUGUGAGUGGUCAUAGGGUGAUUCUGCAUUGUCUAAAACAAUUCCCUAGAGAAGACAAUGAGAAUCUUCUGAAUGUGGUGGCAAACAAGUGCUUUGAUAUUGCAACAGAUAAAACCGGAUGUUGUGUGCUGCAGCCAUGCAUUAACCAUGCUCAAGGAGAAAUGAAAAAGAAGCUGAUAGCUUCUGUCAUGUUUUACGCUUCACACUUGGCUGAAGACUGUUACGGCAACUAUGUUGUGCAACAUUUAUUGUCUCUGGGAAUACCAGGAGUUGCAGAAUCUCUAUGGAGACAGCUUGAAGGAAGAUUCUUCUAUCUGGCCUGUAACAAAUAUGGGAGUAAUGUAGUGGAGAAGUUCUUUCAAGACUCGGUUGAACCGCAUUCAACAUAUAUUUCUCUGGAGUUGCUCCACAAUCCAAAUGUUGCAAUGCUUCUGGUGGAUCCAUACGGGAAUUAUGUCAUCAAAUCAGCACUGUCAGCAUCUAGGGGUCAUGUCCGGAAUGCCUUGGAGCAACUAAUCAAACAAAAUUCCUUGAUGAUGCAGAGCAACCUCUUUGGCAAAAAGUUACUUGCUUGGUUUAACAAGGGAAGAAUAUAAACAUGCAUUACUGUUACUUUGUUUGUAUAGUUCCAAAGACAACUCAUACCACAAGGGGUUGCACGUGUCUCCAUUGUCUGUCUGUUCCAUUACUGUCGUACCAAACAUUGUUUAUGUCUUCGAUUGUGUUAGUUUUGUAGUUUAUUUAGUUCUUUUCAAUUUUGUCACCUUCCAUGCGAUAGUAGGACUUGCUACUGAAAGCCAUUCAGAUUGAAUUACAGAGGGGACUAUAUUGGACAAUUCUCUGCUGUAUAGAUUACUUCGACCCUGCAUGAGGGCUGAAGCAUGUGAUGAAACAAACUGAUAAUCUGAAACUGUACUAGUGUUGUUCCUCUGUAUUACAUGUUCAAUAAAUGGAUCAUGAGGAUAAUUUUGCUUAAGGGGCAAUACUGCCGUAGCUCUUUCUACCAACCUCCAACA
This is a messenger RNA of Vigna umbellata (rice bean), 1945 nucleotides long. Its product is annotated as pumilio homolog 15-like. Gene Ontology annotation, molecular function: mRNA binding. Gene Ontology annotation, biological process: post-transcriptional regulation of gene expression. Gene Ontology annotation, cellular component: cytoplasm. The record is from RefSeq and is a predicted model, not a curated record. Lineage: Eukaryota; Viridiplantae; Streptophyta; Magnoliopsida; Fabales; Fabaceae.